CACGAAACGAAACAAGAAGCGGCGGAAGUGGGGACCGUACGCCAUUUUAUAUUUUUGCGUAGCAUUAAACUAAAAUAUUGUAUGUGUGGAAUAUUAAUUAUGGUAAAUAAAGUAAUAAUAAAUAAUAUUUGUGUUGAUUAGCCGAAUAAAACGAGAUGAUUAUUAUCGGCAACGCGUGUAUCGAAAAUCGUGCCGAAGCGUUAGGACCCAUCUACAGUCCGCGUUGCCGCGCAUGAAACUCCACUAUUUUCUCUCUGUUAAUACGUAAACACUCUUUUUUCCUCAUUUACUCAUAUCGCUACAUAGUUUUUUUUUUUUUUUGUCAUCAUUUUCUUUUUCAUUUCUCUCACGUUGAACGUAUUAAGUGACGGGUAGUGUCGUGUUGUGUGUUUGAUAUAUACGUAAAGAAAAUACUUUUUAUUAUUUGAUCUGUGUGAUUAAUUAGUUUUGUGAUACAUAAUAUCACAAUCGUAUUUCUAUACAUCAUCUGGUAUAUUCAAUAUUUCGACACAUUUUUUCAUUUUUUUUUUUUUUCUCGUUGGCUCUAACCGGACAAGAUAUUUGCAACCAAUCGACUAAUAAACUUUCAGAGACGAGUUUCAAUAAGCGACGAGAGAAAGAAAUCUGUGAUAUUAAACGGUAAUAAAAAAAAAAAAUUAAAAAAUAGGUAGAUAUAAAAAAAAACUAUAUGUAUUACAAACGUAUGUACGUUGAUAAUCGUGGCCUAGAAGGCACAAAAAUACGUUAAAAAUUUUACGGAUUUUUCAUGUGACUUGCAUCCAUAUAUGUGUAUAUGACAAAAAAUCGACAGAAGCAAAAAAUAUUGAGGAACUGACAAAAAAUACGAGUGUGCGCGGAAAAUAAAGGGUUAAAUUGUAAUUUAUCAAGUAAAACAACGUGCUGAAGAUUUACGAUAAUGUCUGUUGAGUCUAUAUCUAGUGACAGGCCUGAAGAGCCUGAUACUAAAAAUGAAGAAGACGAAGCAAUUAUAUCCAUUGCGGUUGCCGGAGAGGUGACCGAUUCUUGUAUUGUUGAAGUAGGAAAAGCAAGACCUCAGUUUCAAUACACAAGGGAAGAACUUAUGGUUAUUAAGGGAUUACCAUUGUCUAAACGUCGACCUGAAUGUUUAGACGCUGCUUAUAAUAAGUGUUUGUUAUCUAGCUCACGUGGUGUAUGGGAUCCAGAACGUUGGCAUUUGGAUAGGAAACGUAGCGAGACGCCAUCUGAAGAAGAACAACGAGCUGGUGGUAGAGGAGAUCAAGUCGUUGAAUCACAGAAUAAUAAGCGUCGAAGUGGAGAUCCAAGAGAACGAAUUCGUAAGGAACAAGAUGGUAUAAUCUUAAGUCCUCAACGAAGAAGUUUCAACUCAGGAUGUUUUGUAAACGUGACUCAACCAACGUCUCGUCGUCCGGAAAGUCCUAUUGGAAAAACAGAAGUUGCUCAUCGCGAGCCAGUUCGUCGUAUAGGUAGCGGUCGUUUGCUAACACGAGACAUGUGGGACUUUAGACCAGAAAAUGAAAAGAUGGAGUCUGAUCGUUCGGACUUCAGUUAUCGAAGUAGUGGUAAUUCAACGCGUGAUCGUGAUAAUCGAGAUUCAGGUAGAGAACGUGAGAAUUUACGUGAUCGAGACAAUAUUCGUGACAGGGAUGAUCGCAAUGAACGCUAUGAAAGAAGAUCGUUUGGCCGAGACUUUGGUGAUCGAGAUAACCGUGAUCGUGGUUCAGAUCCAAGGAAUGAUCGUAGUCAUGUAAUGGAUCGUGAUAAGGAUCGAGGUGGUAGAGAUCGAAAGUAUGGAUCAGAUCGAAGAAAAUUGCACAGUCACGAUUCACGUGAAAUAGAAGAGCCAGAAUGGUUUAGUUCUGGUCCAAUUUCACAACAUGAUACUAUUGAGCUUCGUGGAUUUGAUGAUCCUCCUGAAGAAAAGAGUGUAAAGUCAAAGAAAACAUCACCAGCACAAAAAAAACGUGGCAAGAAACUUGUUAAUGAAAAGGAUGAAAAAUCAAGUGAAAAUUCGGCUGGCCCGAAAGGACGUAGUACACCAACCGCUAUUGACCAACCAAUUAAUCCUUUACCUGCGCCGCAUUCUCCGAUUCUAGAAAAACCAGAAAAUGAGGCAGCUAAAGAAAAAGUACAAUCUGAGACUAGUAACAGUACAAAUACUGAAUCUAGUAUAAAUCGUGAAAGUGCAGAACGAUCUGAAACUGGUAAAAAUCGUGAAGCAGAUAGCUUAGGCUUUAAUCUUGAUGAUUUUCUUAAAUCAGACAAUGUUCCUGGUGUUUCUGGAUUGCUGACCAAUGGCGUUGGUGCUAACAGUGGUAGUGGAUCACGUUUUAGUCAAUGGUUUAAAAGAGAGAGUCCACUUCUACAGGAAGAUAGUCGUAGACCUUCAAUUCAAGAUGAGCUUCUAAAUAAUUUACUUAGUGACAUCACUGAGCCCAACAUUCAAGUACCAUCUGUUAAUGAGUCAAACGCUUAUUUUGCACCUAUUUCUCCAGCUAAUUCAACUAAUGUCAACAAUACACCGUCAGCUACUGAAGUUAAACUCCUCGAAAUGUUACAACGUGGUAAUAGAUCCAAUCAAAAUGGUCAAGGUGAUACUGCCGUUAACAUGAUACAGAUGUUGAAAAAUCCACCUGUCAAAGAUAUGGAAGUUGGGGGUAAAGGAAUGCAUAGUCUAGAAGAAUUAGAAGCUCGUAUGAGAGGAGGUGCACCACCGCAUGUACAUCAUGUUGAACAACAAAGAGUUAACAAAACGGAUGAAGAUCUCUCUGCAUUUAAAAAACUUCUUGCUCAAGUGUCUGGAGGCCAAGCUGUACCUGCUGCAAAUGGACUUAAUCCACCAAAAGGUCAUCCUAUUACUCUGAUGCAAUUGUUGAAAAAUCAACAACCUCAACCACCAAUUCAAGUUCCAUCUCAUCAGUCCUUAGUACCCGAACAACCUCAUCCUCCUACAUUUGAUCACGUUGGUCCAUUAGGUCCUACUCAGCAUGCUCAUCAAGCUCAAAUGCAACAUGAAAAUUUGCUUAAAGUACUGAGAAUACAACAGCAGCAGCAACAACAACAACAGCAGCAACAGCAACAACACAAGCAACGCCAACAACAGCAAACUGACAUGUUGUCAAUGAUGAUGGGCACCCAGAGAAUGGUUGGAGUAAGCCCAAUUCCUCAAGAAAUGCAGAUGUUAGUCAACAAUGUACCGUCCAGUCGUGAACUUUUACAACGUCCUGAAGCUCAAGCUAUUAUUCAGGGACUUCAACAGGGUGAAAUUACUCGACAGCAUUUAGUACAACAGCUUCAGAACCCAGCGAUGCAACAUCGUCAUCGUGAACUGUUGAUGAAUAUUUUAAAAAUGUUCGGUAACACUACUUCACGUACUGUGAGUCCUCAUCCUGGUCCAGGAGUUCCACAUGAUUCAAUGAUUCAACAGUUACUAUAUCAGCAACAACAACAGCAUCAACAACAAAGAAUCCCUUCUCCAAUGAAUAACGUGAUUCCACACAGAGCGCCUUCGCCUCGUGAUCUUAUAAUGCAUCCGCAAUCCAUGAUGCAAAAUGCAUUAAUCAAGACUAAAUUGGAGGAACAACGUGAGAAUUAUCGUAAGCGACAAGAACAUCAACAACAACAACAACAGCAGCGUAUUACAAGCCCUAUAAAUUCACCAUCAAAGCAAAUAAUGAGUCCAACACCACUUGCUUUUACACCAACCUCCGUAUUGCGAAAAAUGACUGCCGAAAAGGAACCAGAUGGAACUGUUGAAAAUUCUAAAAUGGUAUCUCAAAGUCAAGCAAAUCAAAUGCAACAGAUGCAAUCAGCAGUACAAAUAAUUGCUCAAGCUCAGGGAGUUCUUUCACGGCAACAAAAUACAAUGCGGACUCAACCUAAUCAACAAGUUCCUUGGACAAACCAACCUGUUAAUAAGCAUCCAGGGCGACCAAUUGUGAAAGGUGGUGCUACUAAUCAAUUCCAGUAUGGUAAUCCAGUUAAUUAUCCUCAACAACCCCAGCAGCAGCAGCAACAACAACAACAACAACAACAACAACAACAACAACAACAACAACAACAACAACAAUCUCCUCCAUCUCAACGAUUAGCGCCAAAUGUUUAUGGAAAUACUACGCGACCAAACCACACAAUGUCUACACCACUUUCACUUCGAAGAGUUCCUAUGUAUAAUGCGAUACGAAAUCCUGCUAUGACCCAAAGAUCAGAUCCUAUAAAUAAUCUGACUGAAGCACAACAAGUGCAAUCACAAUAUGUAAAUAUCCAACAUCAACAACAAUCGCAACGUAAUGUAAAUUCUCAGGUUCAACUUGUUUUAAACCAAAAUUACAACACUAAUCGAACAGAUGGUAGAGUAAUACGACCUCAACAACAACCAAUUAAUAUACCAAUGGGUAGACAAACAUCACCAGGAAGCAACGGAGGAAGUCUAUCACCUACGUCUAAUCAACUGGCUCGAUGGUUUAGUCCUGAGCUCCUUGCUAAGGCUAGAGCUGGAAAGUUACCAGAGCUUGGUCAAACAAAUGUCUUGUCACUUGAAGAAUUAGAACGACUUCAGCAGGCUUCAGCUGUUGUACAUGAUUAAUUAUUUAAAUUAAAUUAAAUGAAUGAAAAGAAAGAUUUUUUUUUUCAAAACAACAGUGUAUUGAAGUCAGUAGCAGAUAGAAACAAUUUAAUUUUAAAUAAUUGUGGUAUGAUGACUACAAUUACUAAGUUUCAUUUUUUGAUAUUUUAUUGGAGUAAAUUGUGUGAUAAUUAGUAAAAGUCACACAUUGCCCUUUAUUAUCGAUUAAAUGAUACAUUUUAUGACUCGUUUAAAAAAAAAAAACAAAUACAAGAAAACAUUGUCAUUUAUUUAAAAGAAAAAUAAUGUGAAAAAUAACAAUAAGAAGUUGGUUUUAUUGUUUGUUGAGAUUGAAAAAAAAAUAUUAAUAAUAAUAAAAUGAACAAAUAAUGAUAAUUAUUUUAUGUUACUAAUUAUAUACCAUGAGUGUUUCACCACGCUUUGUGGAUUUUAUGGAAUCAUUGUUUUAGACUGUAUUAUUGAAAAGACUGUUAUGCCACAUAAGGUUUUGUCUAGGCAAUGAAUUAUUUUAAACUUGGGCUAAAUUUUAUCAGCAAGCCAUAAUAAGUAAAAAUACCAUCCAACAAGAUAAAACUAAAAUACGUUAACGCCAUUGAUCUCGGUGCCGUAAAUAUAAAAUGAACGACCAUUAACCGAGUCACAUACAUAAAUAAAUAAUAAUAAUAAUACAUAAUUUAUAUAAUUAUAAUGUCGUUACCGGAAAUUAUCAAGAAACUAAGUGAAUUUAACGAACAUUCAAUAUUGGUGUCAAAAAAUGUGCGUCGAUCGCGAUUAAUGAACAAAGAGAGUUAAUUUACACGAAAUAAGGAUUUUAAAAAAAUAAAUGAAACAAGUAUUGUAAUAAUAAUAGUUCAGGAAUAAGAAAAGUGAUUAUUAAUAUAUUAUUAAUUUGAGGCAGAAUAUAAUAUUGAUGUCAGCAUCUGUAUUAAUCUACUGCGUAAACCUAAUUCUCUUUUUUUCUUAAAUAAUUAAUUUAUUGUUUUUCUUUCCUUUCCAAGACAUUUGGACUUAUAUUAUUCAUUUUUUUUCCUUUACACUUGUUAUGUUCUUAAGAUGUAAACAAAAGAUUUUUUGAUCAUCAAUAAAAUGGUAAAUAAUUUUUUCGCGGUUAAAUACAAUUAUUAUCUGUAUU
Molecule: messenger RNA, 5717 nt
Organism: Microplitis demolitor
Lineage: Eukaryota; Metazoa; Arthropoda; Insecta; Hymenoptera; Braconidae
Product: eukaryotic translation initiation factor 4E transporter
Exons: 12
Coding region: 917-4585 (1222 amino acids)
Biological process (GO): negative regulation of translation
Cellular component (GO): cytoplasm; nucleus
Molecular function (GO): mRNA binding
Source: RefSeq, a predicted model, not a curated record